UGUGGCAGCCGGUGGUAAAAAUGAUCGAACUGUGCAUCGCACUGGCGGUGCUCGCUAUUUGCCUCUAUUUCAAGUGGUCGUGUAGCUAUUGGCGCCGGGUGGGUAACGUUGACGGUCCCCAACCGUUACCGAUCUUUGGAAAUGGCUUGGAGCAGAUCACCGGUGCGAAGCACUUUGGCGAAAUAUUCGAGGAGAUCUACGCGACCUAUCCAACGGCAUCCUGGGUUGGAAUCUACGAACUCUUCAACAAGCCGGCCAUCGUCGUCCGAGAUCUGGAGCUAGUCAAGGAGGUCCUCGUGGGAAGUUUUCAGCAUUUCCAGAAAAAUUCCUUCGAAGUGGAUGAGACCAUCGAUCCGUUGGUAGCCAUCAAUCCGUUCACCCAAUACGGUGAGCUAUGGAAGGAAAGGCGUUCCCAGGUGGUUCCGGCGUUCACCCAGACGAAGAUCCGCUCUUGCUUCCCCAUCAUCAAAAACGUGGCGGAGAACUUCCUGGACUACGUGACUAAAAAUCGGAAGACCAAUCCGGACUUUGAGGCAAAAGAUCUCUGUUCCCGGUUCACAAUCGAUUCGGUGGCCAGCUGUGCGUUCGGCAUCGAUGCGGAAUCGUUCACCAAUCCGGACUCCGAGUUUCGUCGGGUGGGCUACGAGCUGUUCCAUCCGAGCUCGCUAAUGGCAUCGUUGCGCACGCUGCUGGCGUUGUUUGCUCCGAAAUUGGCCUCCCUGCUGCGGUUACCAUUCGUUCCCCGCUACGUGGAUCGUUGGUUCCGGAAGCUGGUGAACGAAGUGAUCCGGCAGCGCAAGGAAGGUGAAGUGAAACGUCAGGACCUGUUCCAAGCCAUGUACGACAUUCUGACCCAGAAUGGAACCGUCGAUGUCAACAGUAACGAAAUCGUCGGCCAUUCGGUGACGUUCCUUACCGAAGGAUUCGAAACGUCCAGCACGCUGAUGUGCUACUUCCUGUACGAGCUGGCCGCGAACCAGCACAUUCAGGAUCGAGUGCUGAACGAAAUCGACUGCGUGCUGAAGGAGUACGAUGGAAAGGUGACGGACGAAGCCGUCAACAAGCUGGUCUACAUGGAACGGGCCAUGAACGAGACGCUGCGUCUGCACUCUCCGGUAUUCGCCCUGACCAAGGUGUGCACCAAGGAGUACGAACUGCCGCCCCAGUAUUCGGAUGACGUUGGCAAGCGUAUCCGGAUGCAGCCCGGAAUGUCGGCCAUCAUUCCGGUAAACUCAAUCCACUACAAUCCGGACAUUUAUCCCGAUCCGUACCGCUUCGAUCCGGAUCGGUUCUUGGAUGAGAACCGGAAGGCUCGCCAUCGGUAUUCUUUCUUGGCCUUUGGCGAAGGACCUAGGAUUUGUCUGGGCAUGAAAUUCGGACUGAAUCAGAGCAAAAUCGGAAUGGCAACGCUUUUGAACAAGUACCGAGUGGUUCCGUCGGAAAAACAGGAGCUGCCGCUGGAAAUCUCCCGUAAGUCUUUCCUGCUUUCGGCCAAACACGGAAUCUGGGUGAAGUUCGUCGAACGGCAGUGAGAGGGUAAGUUUUUGAAAAUUCGAUGGAAUUCAUAGAAAUUUUCAGAUUAUUACAA
Molecule: messenger RNA, 1588 nt
Organism: Aedes albopictus (Asian tiger mosquito)
Lineage: Eukaryota; Metazoa; Arthropoda; Insecta; Diptera; Culicidae
Product: probable cytochrome P450 308a1
Exons: 4
Coding region: 21-1532 (503 amino acids)
Molecular function (GO): oxidoreductase activity, acting on paired donors, with incorporation or reduction of molecular oxygen; heme binding; monooxygenase activity
Source: RefSeq, a predicted model, not a curated record